Molecule: messenger RNA, 936 nt
Organism: Necator americanus (New World hookworm)
Lineage: Eukaryota; Metazoa; Nematoda; Chromadorea; Rhabditida; Ancylostomatidae
Exons: 6
Coding region: 1-936 (311 amino acids)
Biological process (GO): cGMP biosynthetic process; receptor guanylyl cyclase signaling pathway; intracellular signal transduction
Cellular component (GO): plasma membrane
Molecular function (GO): peptide receptor activity; adenylate cyclase activity; guanylate cyclase activity
Source: RefSeq, a predicted model, not a curated record
AUGCUCGUCGCUUCUGGGGACGCCCUAGCUUCUGAAGAACACAAACACGCUUUUCUCACGCUAACGACGAAUGUAACGCAGUCGGUGGAAAACCAAAGUAGAGAACUGGUGGAAGAAAAGAAGAAAGCAGAUAUUCUUCUCGGAAAAAUGUUGCCAAGGUGUCUUAACAUUGUCAUAACGAUCUCUCAUUCACCGUUCUAUCAUAUUGUUGUUGAUGUUGAUUUGUCCAAUGUUGCUGUGAUCAGGCAAGUAGCAGAACGUCUCAAGCUUGGUCAGUCGGUACAGCCUGAGGGUUUCGAUAACGUCACCGUACUUUUCUCGGAUAUAGUCAGGUUUACGCAACUUUCUGCAAAAUGUAUGCCACUGCAGGUAGAAUCAAUUGGUGAUGGGUAUCUCUGCGUAUCAGGCCUCCCACUUAGAAAUGGCUUCAAUCAUAUCAGAGAAAUCGUGGAAAUGUCAUUGUCUUUCAUGGACUACGUCAACCGCUUCAGAAUUCCAAAUCUAUCCAAAGAGAGGAUUGAGCUACGCAUCGGCAUAAACAGUGGUCCAUGUGUGGCAGGUGUUGUGGGUCUGAGUAUGCCUCGUUAUUGUCUUUUUGGCGAUACCGUCAACACUGCAUCGCGUAUGGAGAGCAACGGUAGAGCUUCACAUAUUCAUAUGAGCUCAGCAGCACGUAAUCUACUUGUGGAGAACUUUCCCGGUCAUUACGAUGUUGUACCAAGAGGAGAAACCAUUAUCAAGGGGAAAGGGGUUAUGGAGACAUAUUGGGUAAUGGGGAGGAAUGAUCACGAUUCAACGCUCUCGCAGUCAACGCUCAUGUCCACCACUCGACCGACAACCACAAGCAGUGAGCAUGUCUGUUUUACAAAGGAGGAGAUUAAGGAGGUCACCUCCGAGGCAUGUGAACGGACUGAUCCACCUACGAGGAAUUUAUGA